This is a messenger RNA of Bufo gargarizans (Asiatic toad), 1525 nucleotides long. It is a transcript of the gene ATG10, whose product is annotated as autophagy related 10. Gene Ontology annotation, molecular function: Atg12 transferase activity. The transcript is spliced from 9 exons. The record is from RefSeq and is a predicted model, not a curated record. Gene Ontology annotation, cellular component: intracellular anatomical structure. Gene Ontology annotation, biological process: macroautophagy; protein lipidation; protein modification by small protein conjugation. NCBI's taxonomy places the organism in Eukaryota, Metazoa, Chordata, Amphibia, Anura, Bufonidae. The coding region runs from base 37 to 738 and encodes 233 amino acids.
GAGGCAUUGGGGAGCAGGAAGACAUGUUUCUACAAAAUGAAUUCUGAAAGCAGAAAGAACUUGAUCCUGGGAGAAGAGAAAUUUAGAUACUUCUGCUUGGAAUUUUUGAAGCACUCUCAAGCUAUUGGGGAUGGCUGGGAGUGGAAAAACGUCCAGGGAUGUGAGGAAGGAUAUCUGAGUAAGAUCUGCUAUCAAACAAGAGCUAUUGAUUCAGAUCGUGUGAAGACACAUGAGCAGGAAGAUGAGAACGCAUUCACAAUUUCAGAGGGACCUUGUUCUGGAUCCAGUGGACAUCACACCGACGCCAGCGACACCCUGGAUGAGGGCAAGCAUGAAGAAGAAGAAGAUAGCUGUGCUCUACCACAGGGAGCUCUGCAAUCAGAAGUGAUUCACUAUGAAUAUCAUGUUUUGUACUCCAUAAGCUAUCAGGCACCGGUGCUGUACUUUAGAGCAAGCUUCUUAGAUGGAAGACCCCUAACACUAGAUGCAAUAUGGGAGAGGGUGCAUGACAGCUAUAAACCUCGACUACUACAUGGACCAUGGGAAACUAUUACCCAACAAGAGCAUCCAAUUCUUGGGCAGCCGUUUUUUGUACUUCACCCAUGCCGAACCAAUGACUUCAUGUCAUUACUUCAAGGGAGCACAAGCAGAGAAGGGAAUUACAUCACUACUUGGCUCAGUACAGUAGGACCUGUGGUUGGAUUGACUUUACCAUUAAGUUAUGGAAAAACUGUGUGAAGCCAUAGCAAGAGAAGUUGGCCGUUCCAAGUCUGUGAUUUUUAGAAUAUUGCAUCUUUACAAUGUCACAAACUCAUUCAAGUCCCCCAAGAAGGAUUGUCACCCACGAAAGAAAAUGCAAGAAAGGACAGGAUAAUGCAGAGAAUCUUAAUAGGCAAUCGGUUCAACACUGCAGCUGGAAUUGUUCACCAGUUCAGCACUGAACAGGGUAAGGAUCUGUCUCAUCAUACAGUUUCUCGACGUUCAAGAGCAUUUUGACUGAAAGCCCACUCUGCAGUAAACAAACCUCUCAUUAGCAGAAUGACUCAAAAGGUUAGACUAACUUUUGCUGAAGAGCAUGUUGUAUGGACAGAGGAGCAGUGCUCCAAGCACCUUCAUCGACAACAUGUGGUUCCUUCUCUGCAUUCAUCACUCAGCCAUCAACUUUCAUGUAGGACAAUGCCCCUUGUCACACAGCAAAAUGGGUAAAACAGUUCCUUGAAACUGAAAACAUUGAAAUAAUAAAAUGGCUGGCCCAGAGUCCUGAUCUAAACACAAUAGAAAACCUCUCAAAAAUCCUUAGCAACAAAGCUAUGGUUAAGAAACCAACUACAGUCACCGAACUGUGGAAGAGUCUGGCUGAAAAGUGGACCAAAAUCACACCACAGCAGUGUGAGAGACUAGCGAUGUCCUGUUGCCACAGAUGUGAUAAAGACAUUCAGAAGAUUUAGGCUACUUUCACACUCGCGUUUUGGCUUUCCGUUUGUGAGAUCCGUCAUGGGCUCUCACAAGCGGUCCAAAACAGAUC